Molecule: messenger RNA, 1875 nt
Organism: Ostrea edulis (European flat oyster)
Lineage: Eukaryota; Metazoa; Mollusca; Bivalvia; Ostreida; Ostreidae
Product: tetraspanin-18-like
Exons: 5
Coding region: 163-609 (148 amino acids)
Cellular component (GO): membrane
Source: RefSeq, a predicted model, not a curated record
UCCUGUCCACAAGCACCUGUGCAAUUUCUGAUAGAGAUAUUUUCAAAUAGGUAGAUAGUUGAAGAUGUUAAGUUUGAGUUCCGUGUCGUGGUUUCAGACAAACUCUUUCAGAUUGAGAGCACCGUGAUAAAACAAUUGAGAGACGCCAUUGUAGACCAGUACAUGGAUGGUAGCCUGGUUGCCACCGCCUGGGAUACUAUUCAGGUUAUGGCUGAAUGUUGUGGGUGCGAAGGUGCAGACGACUAUAAACUGAGUUCGUGGAAAAAUGCAACAACCACAGAUAAAAAGCAAGCCGUUCCCAACAGUUGUUGUGUGUUGAAAGAAAAAAACCCGACAACUCCAGAGCCCACCAACACAUUACUGUGCCAUACGAUGACCUCGGGCUUUUGGCAUAAAAGAGGCUGUAUCGAAGUCCUGAAAGAAUGGUAUCACAGCAUAAGUAUCCUCACGUUGUCGGCAGUCGGGGGACUAGUUGUCAUGGAAAUACUUUGCAUUGUUUUUGCGGCGCGGUUAUUUAAGAAGACAAAUGAAAAAAAGGAACACGAGAAGAAAAAGAAAAAAGAAGCCCUCGAAAAGGAAAAGGCAGAAAAGGAGCUCGCCUCUAGAUAAAGACGGUGCCAAUGCAACGAACUCUGGAGAUCGAGGACUGAUAUGUACAAUAUUGCAUUCUUUUAAAAUAUAUGUUACUAGUAUGUGAAUGAAAUGAUAACGACCCAUUUCACGAAUUUAAUGUGAUAGAAAACGAUACAAGGGAGAGUCUUUCUCAUGAUAAUUUCAAUUUGUAUAUUUCUUGAAAAUUGUAAGCAAUUUCAUUAAUCUAAGUCAAAUUAAUUUCAAUAUAAUGUUUUUCCUAGCCUGGAAAAGGACAAUAAAAACUGCUACAUGUAAAAUAUGCAUUUUGAAAUGUCAAUACUUGUAAUCAUAACAUUAAUGUCAUUGAUUUGUUUUGUCAAUUGGAGAGUCAGGUGAACGGUCAAAUUUCAAAAGGUAAAAAAUGGUAGGUUUAAUUUUUUUCAUUUAAUAUAAAUAUCAACUAAUGGGAAAUAUGAAAGCCGAAUUUCAUACAUUUGUUACUCCUACUUUCAGGAAAUAUAUUACUGUUUUAAAAGAUCGUGUCAAAUGUUGGACUUUAUUCUCUUAAUGUCUAAUUUACUAAAUAUCUGGGUUUUUUCUUGAUUUGAAUUUUAAUCAUUUUAGUGAGUAUUAAAAAAAAAGGGGGGGGGGGUAUCUUUGUACAGUAAAAGGAAAAAAUCUAGGUCCAGUGGUGAGUGCCUGUGGAUAGUAUAGCAUUUGUAGAUGUGCAGAACUACUGUUAUUUUGUCUGAACAUAUAUGUGCAUUGGAUUUUUGGUACUUUCGAAUCAGUCUAAAGUUUUGUAUUUCAAUGGAAUUGUUUGAGAUUUAUGUUGUAGGUUUAUAUUGAGUCUCCUAAUUGAUUGGCACGUUAAAAAUCAACAACUUGCACGCGCACGUUAUGACAAAAUAAUACGAAAACAUCAACAACUCUUGUUUCCAACGGAAGACCUUACUAUUCUUAAACUUUUUUCUCUAUUAUCAUUUUUAUUUCUUAUUAUAUAGGCAUUUGCUCGAUUUCGAUUACGUCACUUUUUGCGCAAGAUAUUGACCUUUUUGAUUUUCAGAGGGUCUUUUUGUCCGCGAGUGUUCUCGGACACUUUUUAAAGCAAUACUAUCUGUUGUUUUGGUCUUGGAAAUUUUAGUUGUAAAAUUGUGAAUUACAAUUCCGAUGACGUUUUAAUGAUAUAAACUUUCAUUCGAAAUAAUUGUAAGCCAAUUCAGAGGCCCAGAAAGAAGACAAAAAUACAUUAUUGUCUUCCCGUAUAAAAAUUGAUUUCUGUAUAAUGCUAUAUUAUCCAAU